Rhinichthys klamathensis goyatoka is the source of this 1086-nucleotide messenger RNA. It is a transcript of the gene ppcdc, whose product is annotated as phosphopantothenoylcysteine decarboxylase. The transcript is spliced from 6 exons. The record is from RefSeq and is a predicted model, not a curated record. Lineage: Eukaryota; Metazoa; Chordata; Actinopteri; Cypriniformes; Leuciscidae. The coding region runs from base 246 to 854 and encodes 202 amino acids. Gene Ontology annotation, molecular function: phosphopantothenoylcysteine decarboxylase activity; FMN binding. Gene Ontology annotation, cellular component: phosphopantothenoylcysteine decarboxylase complex. Gene Ontology annotation, biological process: coenzyme A biosynthetic process.
GAAGUAACGUUAGACAAAAAUAAAACCUGAAGAUAGAAUGAGCGACCGUUAACGUGCACGGACUCUAAACACUUCUCAUUAAAUGUGCAAUUUAAGUGUUCAAUUAAAUUCCUCAUCCCGUGCUACAAUUUAAAGAUGGAUUAUACAAAUAUCAUACCUUACAAAAGAAAUGCUUUAGAAAGGGGGAGCUAAUCAAAUAGAAAAAGGUUGUAUAGUUAACACGAAGAUUGCUAUUAUUAUAUAUAAUGCAGCAGGAUUCUGAAUCUAAUCGUAAACUAGACUUGCAAACACAUAGUACAAGGUUUAAUGUUCUGGUCGGUUUGACUGGCAGUGUAGCUGCACUCAAGGCGCCUUUGUUAGUAACACAACUACUUGAGAUUCCAGGGGUUGAUGUACGUGUGGUCACCACAGACCAUGCAACUCAUUUUUACGAUAUCAGUGAAGUCUCUGUUUGUGUGUACAGAGAUAAGGAUGAAUGGGAGAUGUGGACAAAGCGCUCUGACCCUGUGCUACAUAUCGAACUUAGACGUUGGGCAGAUCUUUUAGUGAUUGCUCCACUGGAUGCCAACACGCUUGGCAAAAUUGCCAGUGGAAUAUGUGACAACCUUUUGACAUGUGUGGUGCGGGCCUGGGACAGCAGCCGUCCUCUGCUCUUCUGUCCUGCUAUGAACACAGCCAUGUGGAAGCACCCUAUCACUGCACAGCAAGUGGCCACACUUAAAGGCUUUGGCUACGUUGAGAUACCAUGCAUUUCCAAAAAACUCGUCUGUGGAGAUGAAGGUAAAGGUGCCAUGGCAGAGGUUUCAACUAUUGUUGAAACUAUCAAACAGUACACCCAGAAACAUCCUGAAUGACCUUAGACUAAACAUACCAGGGCCAGCAGGCGGGAGACACAAGGAGAAAUUGUCCUACAAAGCAAACAUAUUCAGGACCUCAGCACUGGACACACAAACCUCAGGAAUGGUGACAAUCAACAAAUUUAAAAAGAUGAGCUCUUAACAUCACGACUAGUUACUAACAAUAAUGACAAAACACCAACAAAAGUUUGAAUAAAGACGGCAAACAGCAAAACAGUAAUCCCAUUAC